Naegleria fowleri is the source of this 1476-nucleotide messenger RNA. RefSeq lists its product as uncharacterized. NCBI's taxonomy places the organism in Eukaryota, Heterolobosea, Eutetramitea, Acrasida, Naegleriidae. The record is from RefSeq and is a predicted model, not a curated record. The transcript is spliced from 3 exons. Gene Ontology annotation, cellular component: mitochondrion. Bases 1 to 1476 code for a protein of 491 amino acids. Gene Ontology annotation, molecular function: pyridoxal phosphate binding; transaminase activity.
AUGUCAUCGGCCCAUCAAUUCAAAUCCUGUGUGGCCACCACUACAUCCACGGCUGGAUCAAAGGCAGCCACACAUCUUCUUUCGAAGGAGAAGAUUAUUCAAGAUCGCCAAAAGUACUUGGCCAAGGCUCAGUAUACCUUUUAUGAGAGUCCACUCAUGCUGGUCCGAGGUGAUAAACAAUAUGCUUUUGAUGAAACUGGAAAGAAAUAUUUGGAUGCUUAUGCCAAUGUUGCUCAUGUCGGUUACUGCCAUCCACAUGUCAUUCAAGCAACUGUUGACCAAUUGCAAUUCAUCAAUUCAAACACUCGUUAUCUUCAUGACAAGAUUGUGAGAUUAGCGGAGAAAUUAACAUCCAAAAUGCCACAAAAAUCCGAUUUAUCAGUGUGUUUCUUUGUGAAUUCAGGAAGUGAAGCGAAUGAUUUAGCUGUACGAUUAGCUCGUGUUUAUACUGAAAGAAAUACAAUUAUUGCAUUGGAAAAUUCAUAUCAUGGAACUACUGGAACCUCAACAGGCAUUUCUUCAUCAAUUUCUACUGGAACUGGUGAUAAGUGUCCUGACUGGGAUUACUAUGCUCGUGAUGUAGAGUAUGUGAGAAUGCCUGACAUGUUGCGAGGUCCUUAUAAGCCAGAGCGAGCAGUUGAGGAAUAUGUGAAAGAUUUCGAUCGUGUAUUUGAGAAGAGAACUAAAAAGGUUUGCUCAUCCUCCUGUCAUAAAUCAUCCAGUGGUGAGGAGCAAAAGCAUGAUAUUGCAGCAUUCAUUCAUGAAAGUAUUCAGGGAGUAGGAGGCCAACUUCCAUUCCCAUCUGGCUAUCUUCAACAAGUUUAUGCAAAAGUUAAAGGAAGAGGAGGUUUAUGUAUUGCUGAUGAGGUCCAAACUGGUUUUGGACGUGUUGGAAGCCAUUACUGGGCCUUUGAGGCCGAUGGAGUCAUUCCAGAUAUUGUCACAAUGGGCAAACCUUUUGGAAAUGGUCAUCCAUUGGGAUGUGUAGUCACCACUCGUAAAAUUGCUGAAGCCUUCGACAAGUCACAAUAUUUCAAUACAUUUGGUGGAAAUCCAGUGAGUUGUGCUGUUGGAUUGGCAGUCAUGGAAGUCAUUGAAAAUGAAAAUUUACAACAGAAUAGUUUAGAAGUUGGAACAUUCCUAAAGGAUGGACUUACAAAACUCAUGAAAAAACACAAAUUGAUUGGAGAUGUCAGAGGCAGAGGUCUCUUUUUGGGAGUUGAACUCGUAAAGAAUGCACACAUUGGCGACUUAACACCAGCUGUUCAAGAAACAAAAUACGUUUGGGAAAGAACAAAGGAAUUGGGAGUGUUGAUUGGAAGUGGAGGACCUCACAAGAAUGUGUUGAGGAUCAAAGGUCCAGUAUGUUUGACCAAAGAAGAUGCACAAUUCUUGAUUGAUUGUGUGGAUCAAGCACUCACUGAAGCGGAAAACAAGGACUUGUCAAGCUUUGCUUCCAAAACAUCCAAACUUUAA